Molecule: messenger RNA, 8565 nt
Organism: Camelus dromedarius (Arabian camel)
Lineage: Eukaryota; Metazoa; Chordata; Mammalia; Artiodactyla; Camelidae
Gene: ACAN
Product: aggrecan
Exons: 19
Coding region: 350-7738 (2462 amino acids)
Biological process (GO): positive regulation of neuroblast proliferation; glial cell differentiation; skeletal system development
Cellular component (GO): synapse; perineuronal net
Molecular function (GO): hyaluronic acid binding; calcium ion binding
Source: RefSeq, a predicted model, not a curated record
GAGGGGCUCGCAGAGCUGAGGACGCGCGCGGCGCUGCUCAAGGUCUCUCUCUCCGCACCCUCGCCGGCUGGCAUCUGACGCGGCUGUCAGGGGGCUCCGGACGCCUUUCAGUGUCCCUUCCCUCAGCCGGCCGGGACUCCGCAACCCAGACGCUGCCGCUGCGGCCACCGCCCGAGGGGACCUGCGGACAGGACGCCGGCAGGAGGAGGGGUGCGCAGCGCCCGCGCAGAGCGUCCCUCCCGCGGCGCACCGAGACCCGGGCCUCCCGGCCCCAGAAGCCCCCGCCGCCUCGCCAGGUGUAUGGGACUGAAGUUCUUGGAGAAGGGAGCCCAACUCUUCAAGGUGAACUAUGACCACUCUACUCUUGGUGUUUGUGACUCUGAGGGUCAUCGCAGCAGCCAUCUCAGUAGAAGUUUCAGACCCUGACAACUCGCUGAGUGUCAGCAUCCCUGAACCAUCCCCCCUGCGGGUCCUGCUGGGAAGCUCCCUCACCAUCCCCUGCUAUUUCAUCCACCCCAUGCACCCCGUGACCACCGCCCCCUCCACCGCCCCUCUCGCCCCGAGAAUCAAGUGGAGCCGUGUUUCCAAGGAGAAGGAGGUGGUGCUGCUGGUGGCCACCGAAGGGCAGGUGCGGGUCAACAGUGCCUACCAAGACAAGGCCACGCUGCCCAAUUACCCGGCCAUCCCCAGCGAUGCCACCCUGGAAAUCCAGAACCUGCGCUCCAAUGACUCUGGGAUCUAUCGCUGUGAGGUGAUGCACGGCAUCGAGGACAGUGAGGCCACUGUGGAGGUCGUGGUGAAAGGCAUCGUGUUCCAUUACAGAGCCAUCUCCACGCGCUACACCCUGGACUUUGACAGGGCCCAGCGGGCCUGCCUGCAGAACAGUGCCAUCAUCGCCACGCCCGAACAACUGCAGGCCGCCUAUGAGGACGGCUUCCACCAGUGCGAUGCCGGCUGGCUGGCCGACCAGACCGUCAGGUACCCCAUCCACACUCCGAGGGAAGGCUGCUAUGGGGACAAGGAUGAGUUUCCCGGCGUGAGAACCUAUGGCAUUCGUGACACCAAUGAGACCUAUGAUGUGUACUGCUUCGCGGAGGAGAUGGAGGGUGAGGUCUUUUAUGCAACAUCCCCGGAGAAGUUCACCUUCCAGGAGGCAGCCAACGAGUGCCGGCGGCUGGGCGCCCGGCUGGCCACCACCGGCCAGCUCUACCUGGCCUGGCAGGGCGGCAUGGACAUGUGCAGCGCCGGCUGGCUGGCCGACCGCAGCGUGCGCUACCCUAUCUCCAAGGCCCGGCCCAACUGCGGGGGCAACCUCCUGGGCGUGAGGACCGUCUACCUGCACGCCAACCAGACGGGCUACCCUGACCCCUCAUCCCGCUACGACGCCAUCUGCUACACAGGUGAAGACUUUGUGGACAUCCCAGAAAGCUUCUUCGGGGUGGGUGGUGAGGAGGACAUCACCAUCCAGACGGUGACCUGGCCUGAAGUGGAGCUGCCCCUGCCCCGAAACAUCACCGAGGGCGAAGCCCGAGGCACCGUCAUCCUCACGGUGAAACCCGUCUUUGAUGUGUCCCCCACUGGCCUGGAGCCUGAGGAGCCUUUCACAUUUGCAACUCACGUAGAGACCACUGCCUUCCCAGAGGCUGAGAACAGGACAGGAGAGGCCACCAGGCCCUGGGCCUUUACCGAGGAGUCCACGCCUGUCCUGGGCUCCCCCACGGCCUUCACCAGUGCAGACCUUGUUGUGCAGGUGACCGCAGUCCCAGGUGCAGCUGAGGUCCCAGGGCAGCCACGACUGCCGGGGGGGGUUGUGUUCCACUACCGCCCGGGCUCCUCCCGCUACUCGCUAACCUUCGAGGAGGCACAGCAGGCCUGCCUGAGCACCGGGGCCGUCAUCGCCUCACCGGAGCAGCUCCAGGCUGCCUAUGAAGCAGGCUACGAGCAGUGUGACGCCGGCUGGCUACAGGACCAGACCGUCAGAUACCCCAUUGUGAGCCCACGGACCCCAUGUGUGGGUGACAAGGACAGCAGCCCAGGGGUCAGGACCUACGGUGUGCGGCCACCAUCAGAAACCUAUGAUGUCUACUGCUACGUGGACAGGCUCGAGGGGGAGGUGUUCUUCGCCACACGCCUGGAGCAGUUCACCUUCCAGGAAGCCCAGGAGUUCUGUGAAUCCCAAAAUGCCACACUGGCCUCCACGGGCCAGCUCUAUGCUGCCUGGAGCCGUGGCCUGGACAAGUGCUAUGCCGGCUGGCUGUCCGACGGCAGCCUCCGCUACCCCAUCGUCACCCCAAGGCCUGCCUGCGGUGGGGAAAAGCCAGGCGUGAGAACCGUCUACCUCUACCCUAACCAGACAGGCCUCCUGGACCCAUUGUCCCGGCACCACGCCUUCUGCUUCCGAGGUGUCUCAGUGGCGCCCUCUCCAGGAGAAGAGGAGGGUGGCACAGCCACACCACUCCCUGGCGUGGAGGACUGGAUCGCUACCCACGUGGAGCCCGGUGUGGCUGCUGUCCCCGUGGGGGAGGGGACGACUGCAAUCUCAGAGUUCACCACUGAGCCAGAAAAGCAGACGGAGUGGGAAGCCCCCUACACCCCAGUGGGCACUUCCCCACUGCCAGGGAUCCCUCCUACGUGGCCUCCCACUAGCGCACCAACAGAGGAGAGCACAGCAGGCCCUUCUAUAACAGAAGUGCCCUUCACCUCAGAGAAGCCAUUCCCCUCAGAGAAGCCAUUCCCCUCAGAGGAGCCAUUCCCCUCGGAGAAACCAUUCCCCUCAGAGGAACCAUUUCCCUCGGAGAAGCCAUUCCCCUCAGAGGAGCCGUUCCCCUCAGAGGAGCCAUUCCCCUCAGAGAAGCCAUCCACACUUUCAGCCCCAGUGCCCAGUAGGACCGAGCUGCCAGGCUCUGGGGAGGUAUCUGGGGUACCCGAAGUCAGUGGUGACUUCACAGGCAGUGGAGAAGUUUCAGGACACCUGGACUCCAUUUGGCAGCCCUCAGGGGAAAGUGCAAGUGGACUGCCCUCUGAAGACCUUGACUCUAGUGGGCUAACCUCUGCAGUGGGCUCAGGCCUGCCUGUGGAAAGUGGACUGGCUUCAGGGGAUGAGGAUAGAAUUAUAUGGCCCAGCACUCCUAAAGUUGACAGGUUGCCCUCAGGAGGUGAGGUACCAGAGGUCUCUGCUUCUGGAGUAGGGGACCUCAGUGGGCUACCCUCUGGAGAAGGUCCAGAAGUCUCUGUUUCUGGAGUAGAGGAUCUCAGCAGACUUCCUUCUGGAGAAGGUCCAGAAAUCUCUGUUUCUGGAGUAGAGGACCUCAGCGGACUUCCUUCUGGAGAAGGUCCAGAAGUCUCUGUUUCUGGAGUAGAGGACCUCAGCAGACUUCCUUCUGGAGAAGGUCCAGAAGUCUCUGCCUCUGGAGUAGAGGACCUCAGCAGACUUCCUUCUGGAGAAGGUCCAGAAGUCUCUGUUUCUGGAGUAGAGGACCUCAGCAGACUUCCUUCUGGAGAAGGUCCAGAAGUCUCUGUUUCUGGAGUAGAGGACCUCAGCAGACUUCCUUCUGGAGAAGGUCCAGAAGUCUCUGUUUCUGGAGUAGAGGACCUCAGCGGACUUCCUUCUGGAGAAGGUCCAGAAGUCUCUGUUUCUGGAGUAGAGGACCUCAGCAGACUUCCUUCUGGAGAAGGUCCAGAAGUCUCUGCCUCGGGAGUAGAGGAUCUCAGCAGACUUCCUUCUGGAGAAGGUCCAGAAGUCUCUGUUUCUGGAGUAGAGGACCUCAGCAGACUUCCUUCUGGGGAAGGUCCAGAAGUCUCUGCCUCUGGAGUAGAGGACCUCAGUAGACUUCCUUCUGGAGAAGGUCCAGAAGUCUCUGCCUCUGGAGUAGAGGAUCUCAGCAGACUUCCUUCUGGAGAAGGUCCAGAAGUCUCUGUUUCUGGAGUAGAGGACCUCAGCAGACUUCCUUCUGGAGAAGGUCCAGAAGUCUCUGCCUCUGGAGUAGAGGACCUCAGCAGACUUCCUUCUGGGGAAGGCCCAGAAGUCUCUGCCUCUGGAGUAGAGGACCUCAGCAGACUUCCUUCUGGAGAAGGUCCAGAAGUCUCUGUUUCUGGAGUAGAGGAUCUCAGCAGACUUCCUUCUGGAGAAGGUCCAGAAGUCUCUGCCUCUGGAGUAGAGGACCUCAGCAGACUUCCUUCUGGAGAAGGUCCAGAAGUCUCUGCCUCUGGAGUAGAGGAUCUCAGCAGACUUCCUUCUGGAGAAGGUCCAGAAGUCUCUGUUUCUGGAGUAGAGGACCUCAGCAGACUUCCUUCUGGAGAAGGUCCAGAAGUCUCUGCCUCUGGAGUAGAGGACCUCAGUAGACUUCCUUCUGGAGAAGGUCCAGAAGUCUCUGCCUCUGGAGUAGAGGAUCUCAGCAGACUUCCUUCUGGAGAAGGUCCAGAAGUCUCUGUUUCUGGAGUAGAGGACCUCAGCGGACUUCCUUCUGGAGAAGGUCCAGAAGUCUCUGCUUCUGGAAUAGAGGAUCUCAGUGGACUUGCUUCUGCAGGAGAGCGUCUAGAGAUUCCUGCUUCUGGAGUAGAGGACCUCAGUGGACUUCCUUCUGGAGAAGUUCUAGAGACCUCUGCCUCUGGAGUAGAAGACUUCACUAAACUUCCUUCUGGAGGUGAAGAUCAUCUAGAGACUUCUGCUUCAGGAGUAGGAGACCUUAGUGGACUUCCUUCUGGAAGGGAAAGUCUGGAGAGCUCUGCUUCUGGAGCUGAGGAUCUCAGUGGGUUGACUACUGGAAAAGAAGACUUGAUUGGUUCAGCUUCUGGAGAUUUGGACUUUGGCAGAAUACCUUCUGAAACUCUAGGAAGUGGACAAGCUCCAGAAGCAGGUGGCCUUCCCUCUGGAUUUAGUGGUGAGUAUUCUGGAGUGGACCUUGGAAGUGGCCCAUCCUCUGGCCUUCCUGACUUUAGUGGACUUCCAUCUGGUUUCCCAACUGUCUCCCUAGUGGAUACUACGUUGGUGGAAGUGGUCACAGCCACCACUGCCGGUGAACUAGAAGGAAGGGGAACCAUUGGCAUCAGUGGUGCUGGAGAAACAUUUGGGCUGCCCUUCAGUGAGUUGGACAUUAGUGGGGGAGCAAGUGGACUCCCUUCAGGAGCUGAACUCAGUGGCCAGGCAUCUGGGUCUCCUGACAUUAGUGGGGAAACAUCUGGACUCUUUGAUGUCAGUGGACAGCCAUCAGGGUUUCCUGACAUUAGUGGGGGAACAUCUGGGUUUUUUGAGGUCAGUGGGCAGCCAUCGGGGUUUUCUGGGGAAAUAUCUGGCGUGACUGAGCUUAGUGGACUAUCCUCCGGACAACCUGAUAUCAGCGGAGAAACUUCUGGAGUUCUUUCUGGCAUUGGUCAACCAUUUGGCAUAACCGACCUGAGUGGAGAAACAUCUGGGAUCCCUGAUCUCAGUGGGCAGCCAUCAGGGCUCCCCGGGUUCAGUGGGACAACAUCCGGAAUCCCUGGCCUGGUUUCUGGUGCCAUGAGUGGCAGUGGUGAAUCUUCUGGCAUUACAUUCGUGGACACCAGUUUGGUUGAGGUGACCCCAACUACAUUUAAAGAAGAAGAAGGUUUAGGAUCCGUGGAACUCAGUGGCCUCCCUUCAGGAGAGGCAGAACUCUCAGGCACAUCUGGAAUAGUGGAUGUCAGUGGACUAUCUUCUGGAGCAAUUGAGUCCAGUGGGUUUACAUCCCAGCCUCCAGAAUUCAGUGGCCUGCCAAGUGGAGUAGCUGAAGUCAGUGGAGAAUCCUCUGGAGCUGAGACUGGGAGCAGCCUGCCCUCAGGAGCAUAUGACGGCAGUGGACUUCCAUCUGGUAUCCCCACUGUCUCUCUUGUAGACAGAACUUUGGUGGAAUCUGUAACCCAGGCUCCAACAGCCCAGGAAGCAGGAGAAGGGCCUUCGGGCAUUUUGGAACUUAGUGGUGCCCAUUCUGGAGCACCAGACAUGUCUGGAGAUCAUUCAGGACUUUUGGACCUAAGUGGGCUUCAGUCUGGGCUGGUAGAACUCAGUGGAGAGCCAUCAAGCACUCCAUAUUUUAGUGGGGACUUUUCUGGCACCACUGAUGUAAGUGGGGAAUCCUCUGCAGCCACAAGCACCAGUGGGGAGGCCUCAGGUCUCCCAGAAGUGACUUUAAUCAGCUCUGCGUUUGUGGAGGGUGUUACUGAACCAACUGUUUCCCAGGAACUCGGCCAAAGACCCCCUGUAACGUACACCCCCCAGCUUUUUGAGUCCAGUGGAGAAGCGUCUGCAUCUGGGGAUGCACCAAGGUUCCCUGGGUCUGGGGUAGAAGGGUCAUCAGUCCCAGAAUCUGGCAGUGAGACACCUGCCUACCCUGAGGCCGAGGUGGGGGUAUCGGCUGCGCCUGAGGUCAGCGGAGGCACUUCUGGGUCCCCUGAUCUGAUUGAAACCACCUCCGCCUUCCACGAAACUGACCUGGAGGGAGCCUCAAGCCUGGGAGUGAGCGGCAGCACCUCAGCCUUUCAGGAAGUCCCCAGGGAGGGCUCAGCCACCCCAGAAGUGAGUGGAGAGUCAACCACCACCUAUGAUGUGGGCACAGAGGCAUCGGGCUCUCCGGCCACUCCCGUGGCUUCUGGAGACAGGACUGAAAUCAGCGGAGACCUGUCUGGCCACACCUCGGGGUUGAAUGUUAUCAUCAGCACCACCAUCCCAGAGUCUGAGCGGACCCAGGAGACCCAGCGCCCUGCAGAGGCGCAUCUAGAAAUUGAGUCCUCAAGCCCCGUGCACUCAGGAGAAGAGACCCAAACAGCCGAAACAGUCACCUCCCCGACAGAUGCUUCCAUCCCAGCCUCUCCGGGAGGAACAGAUGAAUCAGAGGCAACCAUGGCAGCCCCUGCCAGGUCCUGUGCCGAGGAGCCCUGUGGUACUGGAACCUGCCAGGAGACGGAGGGACACGUCAUAUGCCUGUGCCCCCCUGGCCACACUAGCAAGCACUGGGACAUAGACAUUGACGAGUGCCUCUCAAGCCCUUGUCUGAACGGAGCCACCUGCCUGGACGCCAUCGACUCUUUCACAUGCUUAUGCCUUCCCAGCUACCAAGGGGACCUGUGUGAGAUCGACCAGAAGCUGUGUGAGAAGGGCUGGACCAAGUUCCAGGGCCACUGUUACCGCCACUUCCCCGACCGGGAGACCUGGGUGGAUGCCGAGAGCCGGUGCCGGAAGCAGCAGGCACACCUGAGCAGCAUCGUCACCCCAGAGGAGCAAGAGUUUGUCAACAACAAUGCUCAGGACUACCAGUGGAUUGGCCUGAAUGACAAGACCAUCGAAGGGGACUUCCGCUGGUCAGAUGGACACUCCUUGCAAUUUGAGAACUGGCGCCCCAACCAGCCUGACAACUUCUUUGCCGCUGGGGAGGACUGCGUGGUGAUGAUCUGGCAUGAGAAGGGCGAGUGGAAUGAUGUUCCCUGCAAUUACCAGCUGCCCUUCACGUGUAAAAAGGGCACAGUGGCCUGCGGAGAGCCCCCCGUGGUGGAGCACGCCAGGAUCUUCGGGAAGAAGAAGGAUCGGUAUGAGAUCAAUUCCCUGGUGCGGUACCAGUGCAAUGAGGGCUUCAUCCAGCGCCACAUGCCCACCAUCCGGUGCCAGCCCAGCGGGCAGUGGGAGGAGCCUCGGAUCACCUGCACAGACCCCGCCACCUACAAGCGCAGACUACAGAAGCGGAGCUCCCGGCCCCUGAGGAGGAGCCGCCCCAGCACAGCCCACUGAGAAGAGCUUCCAGGACGUGCCCAGGAUGCUGAGCCCAGGAGCCUCGCCAGGCUGACAUCCCACACGGAUGGUGUCCUCUCCUUGUCGCUUUCUGUCAUAUAAGGAAUUCCAUUAAAGAAGGAAAAAAAAAUCCCACAUUGUGUAUGCACCCGCCCACCCCCCAAAUCGCCAAAACUGCAUCUAAUUUUCCACCCAAAUGCCAAAGCAAAGCAAAUGUAUUGUAACCCGUGGACUGAGUUUAGAGACAUUUCUUCAAUCUCCCGUCGUGCCUUUCCAGGGACCAGCGCAGGGAUAGGGGGAGAAGGGGAGGGGUUAAGUUAAAUAAAGAAGAUUAUUUUUUGUUUCCUGAUUUUAUCCAAGAGCAGUGCAAUUGUUGGUUCUUUCACUUCCAGGGAGAGCUAGGGAGGAGGGAGGAAGGGGCAGAGGCCUGAGGGCGUGAAGAACUCGGAACCGCAGCUGAAUGUAUCGGAUGAGAAGGAGUUGGAGGGCUGCACCAUCGGUGUUGGGGAGAAGCCUGGGGGAGGGGGGUUCCGGCUGGCCAAGGGUGAGCGGGCAGGAGAAAGCCAUGGAGGGGUCUUCUGCUGCGUGGGGGCCGGAGUCCCUCUGAGGGUCCCUCUUUCAGAGUCCUCUCACCCAGGUCUGCCACCCUAGCAGGUAUCCAUCUCGGCAGGACUGGGUGGGGGGCACUGCCUUCCAAGUGGGAGUGCCCCCCACCCCAUAUCCCUCCUUCCCCCACCCCCGGGACCGUGCAGGCACCAGGGUUCCGUGCACCUAUUUAUAUUUUUGAAAACUAAAGAUUAUGAUAAUUAUAAUAAUAAUAAAGACAU